Periophthalmus magnuspinnatus is the source of this 1610-nucleotide messenger RNA. RefSeq names its product general transcription factor IIH, polypeptide 4 (gene gtf2h4). The transcript is spliced from 14 exons. Gene Ontology annotation, molecular function: ATPase activator activity; double-stranded DNA binding. Gene Ontology annotation, biological process: nucleotide-excision repair. The coding region runs from base 128 to 1537 and encodes 469 amino acids. Gene Ontology annotation, cellular component: transcription factor TFIIH core complex; transcription factor TFIIH holo complex. NCBI's taxonomy places the organism in Eukaryota, Metazoa, Chordata, Actinopteri, Gobiiformes, Gobiidae. The record is from RefSeq and is a predicted model, not a curated record.
GUCACAUGACCAGGCAGCAUGGCGGCGUAGCGGUGCGGAGCUGCUGGAGAUGUCUGCUGUAAACAAUACACAUGUGCCGGAAUCUUUAUUAUAUUAAAUGAUUACCUGAUCAGGUUUAAUUCCAAAGAUGAUGAAGCUGAGGGUCCAGCUGCAGUGUAAGAACCUGCACGAGUACCUGCGUGAGCUGAGCCCUGAGCUCCUGGACCGACUUUACAACCACCCGGCAACAUGCCUUGCUGUGUACAGAGAGCUGCCAUCUUUGGCCAAGAACUACGUGAUGCGCAUGCUGUUCCUGGACCAGCCUCUGCCCCAGGCUGCUGUGGCUCUGUGGGUAAAGAAGGACAGUCAGAAGGACCAUGACGAGUGCGUGUCCAUUCUAAGCGGCCUGCGUCUUUGGCACAGUUUGCAGCUCCAAGGAGGUCUACAGGGGUACAGCCUCAAUCCAGUGUUCAAAGAAAACCUGCGGAUCGCUCUGCUUGGGGGGGGAAAGGCGUGGGCAGACGAGGGCAGCAGCCUGGGCCCGGACCGUCACGCUCGGGACAUAGAGAGUCUGGACAAAUAUGCCCUGGAGCGCUGGGAGGUCAUCCUGCACUUCAUGGUGGGCUCCCCCAGUGCAGCAGUGAGCCAGGACCUGGCCCAGCUUCUGGUGCAGGCGGGACUCAUGAGGAGUGAGGCCGGAGAGGCUCCUUACAUCACCUCUGCAGGAUUCCAGUUCCUCCUUUUAGACACUGCCUCCCAGCUCUGGUACUUCACCUUACAGUACCUCAAGAGUGCCCAGUCACGAGGCAUGGAUCUAGUGGAGAUCCUGUCCUUCCUGUUCCAGCUGAGCUUCUCCACUCUGGGCCGGGAUUACUCUGUGGAGGGUAUGAGUGAGUCUCUCCUCACUUUCCUCCAGCACCUACGUGAGUUUGGCUUGGUCUUCCAGAGAAAGAGGAAGUCCCGGCGGUACUACCCCACGCGCCUGGCUAUCACCCUAGCUGCAGGAGUCACCAGCAGCUCUUCCCCCUCGUCUUCCUCCUCAUCUUCCUCCCUCAGCUCUGCUCCUUGUACUGGAGACACUGGCUUCAUCGUGGUGGAGACUAACUACCGAAUCUACGCCUACACAAACUCGGAGCUGCAGAUCGCUCUGGUGGCCCUCUUCUCGGAGAUGCUGUACCGCUUUUCAAACCUGGUGGUAGCUCAGGUCACCAGGGAGUCUGUGCAGCAGGCCAUCGCCAACGGCAUCACCGCUCAACAGAUCAUCCACUUUCUGAAGACGCGCGCUCACCCCGUCAUGCUCAAACAGACCCCCGUGCUCCCUCCCACCAUCACAGACCAGAUCAGGCUGUGGGAGCUGGAGAGAGACCGGCUGCAGUUCACAGAAGGAGUGCUCUACAACCAGUUCCUCUCCCAGGCCGACUUCGAGAUGCUGAGGGACAGAGCACAGAGCCUCGGCUGUCUGGUGUGGCAGGAUGCCCCCCACAGGGUGAUGGUGGUAACGCCUCAGGGACACAGCGAAGUCAAAAGAUUCUGGAAACGACAGAGGUCCAAUACAUAGCACCAAACCAACGCCACAAAAUAAUCUUUUUCUAUGUGAAAUGUUUUGUAUUAAAUAUGUUCUACAAAGGUAA